CCACACCGGGGAAUUACGCACGGGUGGCGUGGAUUACGUUGAGUUCUAACAUUUUUCCUUCUUUGGAAAGCCAGUUGGACGCACUUUUAGAAGCACCGGCCGACGUACAUUGAAGAGACAACUCUAAAGGUCUCAAUGACAAGCCGUUUCUCGCACAGAGACUAAUCACGGCAGUGGAAGAGGAUGGCCGUCCACGCCGAGGGGAUCGUGGCUAUAGUGAUUUUCUACUUGCUGAUUCUGGGCGUGGGGAUAUGGGCAGCGUGGAAGAACAAGAACUCAGGGGUGUCGGAGGGCCAGGACCGUAGUGAAACCAUCAUGGUGGGCGGGAGGGACAUUGGGUUGUUUGUCGGUGGAUUCACUAUGACCGCUACAUGGGUGGGCGGCGGCUACAUCAACGGGACCGCGGAGUAUGUCUACCUGCCUGACUUCGGCCUGGCCUGGGCACAGGCUCCCUUCGGAUACGCCCUCAGUCUGGUAGUAGGUGGUCUGUUCUUCGCCAAGCCCAUGCGCUCCCGGGGAUACGUCACCAUGCUGGACCCGUUCCAGCAGAUAUACGGGAAGCGUAUGGGGGGGCUGCUCUUUAUUCCGGCGCUUAUGGGGGAGAUUUUCUGGUCCGCUGCCAUCUUGUCAGCGCUGGGGGCUACUCUGAGUGUGAUCGUGGACAUUGACAUCAACAUGUCAGUGGUGAUCUCAGCCCUAAUAGCCAUCUUCUACACCCUGGUGGGAGGGCUGUACUCUGUAGCCUACACUGACGUGGUCCAACUCUUCUGUAUCUUCCUGGGACUGUGGGUCAGUGUGCCGUUUGCCCUGUCCAACCCAGCCGUGUCAAGCAUCAGUGUGACAGCUAAAGAGGCUGUGUACCAGACACCCUGGCUGGGUAAGAUAGACUCAGCAGACACCUGGAUGUGGAUCGACAACUUCUGUCUUCUGAUGUUGGGGGGGAUUCCGUGGCAGGUGUAUUUUCAACGGGUUCUCUCUGCCUCUUCAGCUACGUACGCCCAGGUACUGUCGUUUAUCGCUGCCGCAGGCUGCCUGGUCAUGGCUGUCCCCUCCGUCCUCAUAGGAGCUAUAGGAGCCUCCACAGACUGGAACCAGACUACAUAUGGGGCAAUUCCUCCCAAAGAGAAGGACCAAUCAGAUAUGAUCCUGCCCAUCGUGCUGCAGCACUUGUGCCCACCCUGGAUCUCCUUCUUUGGUCUGGGAGCGGUGUCUGCUGCUGUGAUGUCAUCAGCUGACUCCUCCAUUCUAUCGGCCAGUUCCAUGUUCGCCAGAAACAUCUACCAGCUGGCCUUCAGACAGUCUGCGACAGACCGUGAGAUCGUGUGGGUGAUGCGUAUCACCAUCUUUGUGUUCGGAGCUCUGGCCACCGCCAUGGCAUUGCUGACGGGGACCGUGUACGGCCUGUGGUACCUGAGCUCCGACCUGGUCUAUGUUAUCAUCUUCCCCCAGCUGCUCAGCGUGCUCUUCAUCAAGGGAACCAACACGUACGGCUCCGUGGCCGGCUACGUCUUCGGUCUGCUGCUGCGUAUUGGGGGAGGGGAACCCUACCUCAAACUACCCCCCUUUAUCUACUACCCCGGCUGGGUGCAGCAGGAGAAGAUCCACCACCUGACUGGAGACGUAGAGUACUUCAUCCAGCAACGCUUCCCCUUUAAAACGGUCUCCAUGCUGGCCUCGUUCCUGGGUAACGUGGCCUUCUCCUACCUGCUCAAGUACCUGUUUGAGUCUGGGACUCUGUCUCAUAAGUAUGACUUCAUGGAUGCUGUGGUGUCCAAACACAGUAAGGAGAUCAUGGACAAGACCACGCUGGUCAGUAGUGACAACAUCAUCCUGUCGGAGAUGGCGCCGGUCAAAACACGUCUCAGCAACUCACUGGCCGGGACGUUUACGAACACAGAGGCUCUCAGUGACGAUGAGGAGUCCAGCCCCGAGUCCUUAAACAACGACCAUGAGUAGAGACCAGGAAGUAGAGACCAGGACCAAGACCCAGACCUGGACCCAGAACCAAGUAGAGCCAAGGUUACGGGUGGCCAGCCCUCCUGGAGAGAUACCGUCCUGCAGAUCUUUGCUCCUGCUCUAACAUACCUGAUGCUAUUAAUCAGCUGCUCAACAGGAUCUUGAACAGCUUAACCAGGUGUGCUAUAGUAGGGCUGGAGAAAAAGCCUGCAUACCCAAUAGCUCUCCAACAGAAGGGUUAGCCAGCCCUGAUAUGGAGCCUUUAACUGAGACCCAGAGCAGGUCUGUCUAGCCAUCCAACCCCCUCGUGUUCUCAUCAUAUCAACCACUGACUGACUCUCUGUAAAUCAAACACCACCGCCAUUUUAGUUUUCUGUUUUCAGUGCCUGGUCAUGGCUGUCCCCUCCGUCCUCAUAGGAGCUAUAGGAGCCUCCACAGGUACACACACACACACACACACACACACACACACACACACACACACAC
Molecule: messenger RNA, 2442 nt
Organism: Salmo salar (Atlantic salmon)
Lineage: Eukaryota; Metazoa; Chordata; Actinopteri; Salmoniformes; Salmonidae
Product: high-affinity choline transporter 1-like
Biological process (GO): neuromuscular synaptic transmission; choline transport; synaptic transmission, cholinergic
Cellular component (GO): dendrite; perikaryon; axon
Molecular function (GO): choline:sodium symporter activity
Source: RefSeq, a predicted model, not a curated record